This is a messenger RNA of Suillus subaureus, 2802 nucleotides long. RefSeq names its product WD40-repeat-containing domain protein. The transcript is spliced from 4 exons. The record is from RefSeq and is a predicted model, not a curated record. NCBI's taxonomy places the organism in Eukaryota, Fungi, Basidiomycota, Agaricomycetes, Boletales, Suillaceae. Gene Ontology annotation, molecular function: protein binding. Bases 1 to 2802 code for a protein of 933 amino acids.
AUGUCAGGAUUGCGCGAUGUAGCAAAAAAAGCAUAUCUCACUGUGAGAGGGCGCGCGACGCCGGCGCAGACAACCCAGCCCGCGCCAAUACAAACGAUGCGAGUGCACACGAAGAAAGUGUUGGCAGUCGCCUUCUUCAAAGACGGUCGACGGAUUGUCACUGCUUCAGAGGAUAAAACCCUGCGAAUCUGGGACGUGGAGAAAGGUGCAUUGGUGGGAGGGCCAUUCGAGGGACACAGUGACUGUGUAAUUUCAGUCGCUGUAUCCCCAGAUGAUAGGCGAAUUGCGAGUGGUGGGAGAGAUAGAGCUAUGAUCAUCUGGGACGUCGAUAGCAAGCAGAUGCUAUUCGAUCCACUGGUAAAGCAUACAGACUGGGUUGAGUCGGUGUGUUUCUCCCCUGACGGAAAGAGACUCGCAAGCGGGUCACAUGAUAGAAGAGUUAUUAUAUGGGAUGCGGAGACUGGCGCUGUCCUCUCAACACCUUGGGUUCAGGGUUGGAACCGUUGGCUGUACUGUGUCGCCUUCAGCCCAGACGGGCUAAAAUUAGCAUCCGGCGGAUAUGGUACCGUUUGGGUUUGGAGAACCUCUAACGCCCAGCUUCUUCUCACGAUCAACACUCACCAAGAUUUCAUUCAAAGCGUCGUGUGGACGCCCGAUGGCAAGCAACUUGUCUCUGCAUCACAUGACAAAACAAUCAAGUUUUGGAACUCUUCGGAUGGGAUCCAAAUUGGUCAACCUUGCACCGGUCACACUUCUUCUAUCAAGUCACUUGCCAUUUCUUUUGAUGGCUCUUUCAUUGCAACCGCCUCAGACCAGAAGACUGUACAACUGUGGAGCACAAAGUCACACAAGCAGAUAGGGAAGCCACUCAAACACACCGCACGUGUUUGCUGCGUCGCCAUUUCACCCAACGGAGAACUGCUCGUGAGUGGAGAUUGGGAAGGGAAUGUUCAGCUCUGGUCCAUCGAGAACACACUUUCCGCAGCAUUCGGGACCGAAUCCUCAUAUUAUUUCUUCUUUGCGCAUCGCAGUAAGGGGAAGCUUGAACGAAACCUCUAUACGGAGGCCCUUUCGGACGCGGAAAAGGUCAUUGAGCUCAACCCUUCGUCUUAUCUCGGAUACGAAUUGAAGCAUGCAGCUCUUCAUGGAGCACAGCACUAUGCUGAUGCGUUCGAGGCCUUCAAGAUAAUGUCCUCCAAGUUGGACAAUCAUGAUACUUCCGACGUACAAAUGCAAAAGCUGCAUCAGAAAUAUAUCAGUGCAUCUGAAGUACUGGAAGCUGCUGUUCGACAGGCCAUUCAUCCUCAACUGGAAAACUCCCCACUUCGUCUAAUCAACACCUCCACUGGAUGUUUGUGCAAUCGAGAUGCGCAGAUCAACGCAUUCAUUGAAAGCACAGAGUACAACGAACUUUUGUAUUCAUCAGUCAUGCAAGGGCCUGCUCCAAACGGAGCCCGUCAAAGAAGCGGUCGCGAAGACAGGGACAUAUACGACUUAGAUCCGGUCGGAACUGUGGUGAAGUUGCAGAAGUUCUGCAAAGUCGCUCGCAAUGCGGGGUAUCGCUGGGCGUGGAGCGAUACGUGCUGUAUCGACCAGAACAACAAUGUUGAGCUCCAGCAAUCAGUCAACUCCAUGUUCGUCUGGUAUCACUACUCAGCGCUCACCAUCAUCUACCUAUCCGAUGUUCCUCCUUCGUCAAAGCCUGGCGCGCUCGCAAACAGCAAGUGGAACGCACGAGGAUGGACCGUUCAGGAGUUCCUCGCUCCUAGAAUUGUUCUCUUCUACCAAGCAGACUGGACCCUAUAUCUCAAUAUACGUUCACGCAACCACAAGCAGUCUGGCAGAAUCAUGAAGGAGUUGGAGCGUUCAACUGGCAUAAAUGCGCGGGCCCUCGUCGACUUCCGUCCAGGGACAAGAGAUGCCCGAGAAAAACUCCGAUGGGCAUCAACCCGUGUCACUACGUUGCAGGAAGACAUCGCGUAUUCGCUGUUUGGGAUCUUCGGCGUCCACCUUCCUGUAAUAUACGGAGAAAAAAGACAAAGCGCGCUCGGACGUCUCUUACAGGAGAUCAUAGCUCAUUCGGGCGACAUCACGGCCCUUGAUUGGGUCGGACAAUCGUCCAACUUCAACAGUUGUCUCCCAGCCGAGAUUUCCUCAUACAAGGCUCCGCCAUAUACGCCACCAUCUCUAUCUGAACACGACAUGCAGAAACUGGUCUCCACGCUGCGGAACAAUGUGGCUGUGAAGUCGGCUUCGAAACUGUAUACAACUCUUGAGAACCUCAGCGUUCCUCGUUUUGCGAAUGCCAGACUGCAAUUGCCUUGCAUCGCAUUUGCUCUCACAGAAGUCAGGCGGAGGCCCAGUCAAGACGGGGCUGGAUAUUUUGCGUAUGAAGUCAAGGCAAACGGGCUGCAAGACCUGCUGAUCACAACGGAAGACAAGCUUGCUCAAUUCUCGCCUGCAAGACGUACUCGGCAGAAAUUUUUACUUGUCCGUCCGUGGAAUCGGUAUGAUCUCGGGUUGGUUAACUUUGCAGACGAGACCCAGAGCGUCGAAGAUUGGCCCGAGCUCCAAUCUCUGUCAGAUCAUACGCUUGGCGGUUAUCCUGGAUACCGCAAGCCGGCUACGCGAGAGUUGAGGUUGAUCGUUCGCCUCGCACAGCCUUUUAGCGCACUUUUGCUAGCGCAGCAGUGGGGUGGGGAGUACAAGAGAAUUGCUUCGGAUAACAAUAUCAUCGCGCAAGUUAGAGACAUGGUUUCUGUUGAUGACAUGACGGACAUCAGGAUGCUGGAGAUAUUGUAG